Molecule: messenger RNA, 228 nt
Organism: Lynx canadensis (Canada lynx)
Lineage: Eukaryota; Metazoa; Chordata; Mammalia; Carnivora; Felidae
Gene: DEFB136
Product: defensin beta 136
Exons: 2
Coding region: 1-228 (75 amino acids)
Biological process (GO): defense response to bacterium
Source: RefSeq, a predicted model, not a curated record
AUGAGGCACUCUCUCAUUGGGUUACUCUUCCUCCUGGUAAUCUCACUGCCUUCAGGGAAUGGAUUGUUUAGACAUGAUGGAAUACAAAUCCGUACUUGCACUGCGCUCAAAGGCAGGUGCUUCUUCAGUUGCAGAGUGGGAUGGACGUGGGUUUCAUUCUGUCACAACAUAUUGUCUUGUUGUGUAAAAAUGUUGAAAAAUAAUCCUCCCCAGGUCGAUGAGUAUUGA